AUGUCCACCUCGACGUUCUCGUCGGCGCACAGGCUUUAUGUCAAGUCUCUUUAUAGACGAUACCUCCAAAACUCUUUAGAUUGGACUAUUAGACGCGAUCUCUGGCGUCCACAAGCUCUCCAAAUCAGAGCAGAGUUUGAGCGGAACCGGAAUGUGCACGACCCUCGGGCGUUGGCAGAGAUUCUGGAGAAAGCUGAGGCCCAUCUCGCAAAUAUGAAGCACCCCGAUCCUUAUAUUCCACCCACUGCGCCAGGAGGCACCAAGUGGGAGCGGAACACACCG
Messenger RNA from Laccaria bicolor S238N-H82, 282 nucleotides. RefSeq lists its product as uncharacterized. The annotation marks the transcript as partial. The transcript has 4 exons. Gene Ontology annotation, biological process: mitochondrial electron transport, NADH to ubiquinone. The record is from RefSeq and is a predicted model, not a curated record. NCBI's taxonomy places the organism in Eukaryota, Fungi, Basidiomycota, Agaricomycetes, Agaricales, Hydnangiaceae.